AUGGCAGAAGAUGUUUCUGUUGCUGCCAAAAUUUUGAACAUACCCGAAGACGACGAUAACUCCGAUUCUGAAGAUAUCAAGCCGGUAAGGAAUAGUUUUUGGGGUAUGUCCGACCCACCACCUUGUCCGGACCCAGUUAUCAAAAGUAGAAAGGGAAACAUUUCCUACCAGCUUACAUCUCAUGUCAAAGUUCUACAAAUCUUUGACUCGAAGGAAGCACUUAAGCUCGCAGUGGGAUUAAAGUGCGUUCAUGAAAACUUUCAGAUGAAAGUAAAGAAAUCUUCCAAACACCGGUACGAGGUGGUCUGUCACUCAGAUUUAGACUGUGAUUGGCGUUUGAUGGCUGUUUCCAUCGAUGGUACCAGUAUUUUUCAGGUACACAAGCUCCAUAACAAACACACAUGUUCAAGGUCCCAAGUGCACCCAAACCAUCGUAAUGCGAAUAAAAAGGUUUUGGGUCAUAUAUUGGCAGAUAGUCUAAAUGAUUGUAGGAGAGUGUACCGUGGUAAAGAAAUCAUGGAAGAUGUGAACCAACGGUUCAAUAUUAGCAUCUCCUACCACCAAGCAUGGCGAGCAAAGAUGUAUGCCUUGCAACUGUUGAGGGGGACCCCGGAAUCGUCGUUUAACCUACUCCCGGUUUAUUGUCACAAUCUAAAGCUAGCAAAUCCUAGGACUGUGACAGAGAUUGCUCUUGAUCCACUAGGACGAUUCGACAUGUUGUUUGUCGCACUCGGUUGUUCGAUUCGAUCGUUUCUAGGACACAUGAGACCGCUUCUUAUAAUGGACGGUGUCCAUCUGAAGGGGCCGUACGUUGGCACCAUGUUCUUAGCGGUCGGCAUGGAUGGAAACAAUGGUAUCGUACCCAUUGUAAUGGGAGUAGGGAAGACAAAAAGUGGCACGUCAUGGACAUGGUUUUUACGUAAGCUUAGGCAGUAUAUCGGUGAUGUGCCCAAUUUAACCUUCGUCACCGAUAGGACUGCCUCUAUCGACCUGGCCAUACGAACUGUAUUUCCUUCUGCGCACCAUGGACUUUGUUGUCGGCAUUUGAGCCAAAACCUCCGCCUAAACUCUAUUAAAGAGAAAAGGAAACGGUGGAUUUUCUGGGAGGCAUGCAAAGCUUACCGGUUGUCAGACUUUGAAGCUACUAUGGAUUUGAUGCGACAUAGUCUACCUAGAGCCGCUCAAUAUCUUGAGGAAGUUGGCUACGCUAGAUGGGCACGAUCGCACUUCGCUGGAUUACGUUACAGUGCAAUGACGUCCAAUAGUGUUGAGUCCAUCAACUCUAGUAACGCGGUUUGCACGCUAUCUUCCGAUAACACUGUUAGUUGA
Molecule: messenger RNA, 1329 nt
Organism: Cynara cardunculus var. scolymus (artichoke)
Lineage: Eukaryota; Viridiplantae; Streptophyta; Magnoliopsida; Asterales; Asteraceae
Exons: 2
Coding region: 1-1329 (442 amino acids)
Source: RefSeq, a predicted model, not a curated record